CCGAAGCUUUCGAUUUCAGUUAUUAAGUCCAUUGGCUGCUCUUCCAAGGAAUAAAAUUUCUGAUAUUCUCUUUUGCCUCAAAGUUUCGGCUCAUUCGUCCCGUAUACUGUCAAAUAGCAAACCAUGGUUGAAGUCUCUCCUUCAACCAAGAAAGUGGAUGAUUUCUUGUCUAGUUUAUCCCAACUCUCCCAGGAACGGUUGAGGGAAGAUCAAAGGAGACAGCGUGGAUUACAAAGAAAUAUUGAUGAACUUAGAGAAAGGCUGGGGAGCUCAUCACCAAUGAAAUCAUCGUCCAUUGGGAUCAAUCGCUCUUCUUCUAGCUUGGGCCAUUAUCAUGAUGAAGUCCCCCAGUUGAGAUUUAACAGAGAUAUGACAUCUAGAGAUAAGUUCUAUCAAGACUUGAAAGAUCUUGAAGCAUCUGAGUCUCCUCCUCCCAAACCGAAAAGACCUUCAGGGUCAGUUUUUGAUACGACUCAUGAUGAUUCAGCACAAGAAGAUCCUCCUUCUUUACCUACUCGCCCCGAAUACCGCUUCUCGUCAUCCAGGUCAUCGUCGCCACCACCACCAGCAUUGCCUAAGCGUCGUGACUUAGAUAGCAAGCCGCAUAUUCAAAUAGGUUUGGCAACUCCUGUGGCUAGAUCGUCUUCUGGGUCAUACAGGAAGCCACAUCCACCUAAACCAUCUCAUUUAAGAAGUAACGGUAACAAUGAUAGCUUUGAAAGUGGAGAUCACGAUGUAACUACAGUCGUAACUCCAAGCACUAAUAGGCACGGUACAAGUGAUUAUAAUGAAGCCAAAUCAGAUAUUCUGCAAUCUUCUCCAAAUGAAGCUUAUCAUAGAUCAAACUCUGGUAAAGGAAAAGUGAAUACCGUUAUCGACCCUUCAACUGGAGCACCAAGAAUUUCUUUUAUAGAUGCAAGAGAAAAGCCAAAUUCAGAAUCCCAACCCAAAACUCCAAAAUCUUUCAAUAAAACUUCAACACAAAUUGCUACCCCAGGUAGAUCUUCUUCUUCAGCCGAAAAACAACAUAAUUCAUUCACCGAAAUGGAAAAUAAUAUUAGAGAUGGGAAAGAUGUCAAUAACAGUGCAAGGAAGCUUUUCAAUCAACAGUCUACUCCUUCUCCCGAGGCAGAGACAGAACGGAAUAACAAAUCGUAUAAACCAAUCAAACCAUCAAAAUCAAACUGGCUAUCUUCCACUUUACAAAAUUCCAAUACAACUGAAGACGGUCUUCAUAUUCCUCGUCCCUCUUUCUACAAUGCCAUAUCUGCAUCUCAGGCGGCCAAAAGCUCGCCAGCAUACAUUAAUAGAAGUCCAUCUAAGCUGCUUGAUGUACCAGAUGAUACGCAUGACCAUCAAAACACAUUCACUAGAUCACCAUCUAUUAGAGUGGGACAAACUCCUAGAUCAUGGAUAGACAGUGUGGUAAGUCAUGAAGAUCAUUUAGAUCCUGAUGACUACCUUGGGAAACCUAAUUUCACUAUCCCCCAUAAGACUGAUAAUAGCCUCCUGUUUCAUGAAGAAGAACAUAGCAUUCAUGUACCAAAGAAUUCUUCACCCAGUCGUGAGAAGAAUCCACACUCUUGGAUAGAUAGUAUGGCGAAAAGAGUUGGUUCCACCCUAGACGAUAAUUAUGAUAAGCCAUCUUUUGUUAUACCGAAAAAAGACAAGACUUCAUUGGACUUGUACAAGCCGAAGGAAGAGCCAAAACAACCUGAUUAUUUAUCGCAUUUAGCUAAAUUCAAAAAGGAUGGUAAGAAGCCAGCUCCAAUUCCACCCAAGCGAAAGGAUAAAAGCUUGACUCCAGAAGAGGAAGAGCUAUUGAAGUUACGUGAAGAAAAAUUAUCUGGCAAAUCAGACAAACAUCCUCCGGCUACACCUAAACCUAAACCGCCUCUGUUCAAGUAUGAUAAAGAUCAAGAUAUAUUGAAGAACCAGUUGGGCAGACUAUCACCUACAAAAUCACCGGGAUUUUCUCAAAGAAAAGAUUUUGAAAGUAAGGACCAAGAGCUAUUAAGAAACCAAUUGGGAAAACUCUCACCUACAAAAUCACCUGGAUUCAAUCAAAAGAGGGAUUAUGAAAGCAAGGAUCAAGAACUUUUGAAAAGUCAAAUGAACAAACUUCACGCCAAUAAGCCAAAAGAAACGCCGACUUUACAUAAAUACGAAGAGAAAGACUCAGAAGUAUUGAGGUCCCAGUUGCAAAAAUUAGGCGCAAAACAUACAAGAACAGUAUCUUGGGAAAAACCUAAAGAGGACCAGGGUCCAGAAGGGCUUAAGGCCUUAGCCAAAUUGAAGCCAGCAAAAGCACCACCGCCGAAACCUGCAGAUUUACCAGAAGCCUUGAAGCAAUUAGAAGCAUUGAAAUCAGGCAAAAGGUCUGUUUCGCCGGUCAAGUCAGCACAACUCGAAGAUCGCGAUAAGAUUGAUACAUCAGACCCACCAGACAUGGAAAAAGAAGAUGAGCCAACUACCAAAGCUCCCGUUGAGGAAACCUUGAACAAAGAUCAGAAUCUUGAUGAACAAAAGGCCACCAAAUCCGCACCAUCGAAACCACCCAAGAAAAGGACCGAAGCAAAGACCGUUGAGGAAGAGAAAGAUCAGAAACAAGAGAGUAAACCUGCUCCACCAAAACCAGCCCCUUUAAGAAAAGCAAGUACUGACAUCGAACCAUCGACACAAGACGAAAAUGAAAGCAAGGCCGACUUAACCAAAUCGUCGUUCCAGAAUCAGUUAUCUUCUAUCUUACGGGCAAGCACUGCUCCUGUCUCGACUAACGGUUCUGGUUUGGGUGCAAAAACAACCCCUGGUCCAUCAAUUAAGACAGAAAAGAAGAAAGAUUCUACAGGCCCCACCAAACUCACCCAUCCCAAUAAGGGCAGAGCCAAGGGCCCUAAACGAAGACUUCCCAGAAACAUGCAAUCUCUGGCUACAGACAAGAAGGACGGCCCAUCAGAAAAGAUACCUGACUUCAAAAACAAAAAGAUCCCUCCCCGGAUAAAUAAAACAACCAAACCCAAGCCCGAAGACAUCAAACCCAGCAGAGUCUUGAGUGGUGAAGUAUUCAUAUAGUCCGUAUACCCUUCUAAACCCUCUAAAUAGAUCAUGA
Messenger RNA from Hyphopichia burtonii NRRL Y-1933, 3109 nucleotides. RefSeq lists its product as uncharacterized. The record is from RefSeq and is a predicted model, not a curated record. Bases 124 to 3072 code for a protein of 982 amino acids. The transcript has a single exon. Lineage: Eukaryota; Fungi; Ascomycota; Pichiomycetes; Serinales; Debaryomycetaceae.